This is a messenger RNA of Schizosaccharomyces cryophilus OY26, 1702 nucleotides long. Its product is annotated as phosphoglycerate mutase family protein. The transcript has 6 exons. Gene Ontology annotation, molecular function: fructose-2,6-bisphosphate 2-phosphatase activity. Gene Ontology annotation, biological process: regulation of pentose-phosphate shunt; negative regulation of glycolytic process; negative regulation of programmed cell death. The record is from RefSeq and is a predicted model, not a curated record. Lineage: Eukaryota; Fungi; Ascomycota; Schizosaccharomycetes; Schizosaccharomycetales; Schizosaccharomycetaceae. Gene Ontology annotation, cellular component: cytosol. Bases 862 to 1491 code for a protein of 209 amino acids.
UAACAAUUGGUAAAUUCUGAAUCUCUUUAUAUAAGAGUGCUUCGUCGUCAAAAUUAGUAAACGCACAAGAGAAGGACGGAGGGUGACAUAGUCCAGAAAAUGAAAUAAGACUCCAUAGAACUUUGCAAAGCGAUCUUUAUCUUCUAAAAAUUCAUACACAUGAGCUAACCAGUUCAACAAUUUCUCUUGGUAUGCAUAUGCAUAACGGACUCCAUAAGGAUCCAAACAGCCUAAAAUUUUGACGGCUAUGGAGUGCGAUAUUAACUGCUUCGGAUACAAGCUUUUUAUAAUAAUCGUCAGUUGGCUUUUAUCGAAUUUCGUGUGAAAAGACAAAGCUACGUUCAGCAAUGACUCAAUUGCUUCGUUUGUCAAGCCUUCCUGUGAAGCCAAACCUUGGAACUGUCGUAAACGACUAGAAACAACUUUCUUAGAACCUACAGGAGCCUCAGAAGCCCUAUUUAUCCAUUCAAUCCCAUCUUGUAAAUCAUAAAACCCAUGACUUUGAUUUUCAGUCAUGAAGGAACAGAAAGGUAGUACACAUUACUAUCCCGGCCUGCACAAACCCAAAUAGACCAUAAAUUUGCUACUUUUCUUCCAGUUAAAAAACAAAGCGGUAAACAGAGUGUACAUUGAAUCACGAAUAUUUAGUCUCUGUGAGAACGAUCUACUUCAGUUGGUGCUACAACUACUUAUGUAUGUUCCCAUAUCUUCUACUUUUAUACCAUUCAUAACGUUAUGUCGCUCUGUCGUUCUUUACCUUAACAGAAUUGAAUACACCAAAUAUAUACUAAUCUCGCAGUACUAGACAACUAUUUACCUUCUUGAGUAUCACAUUUAUAAUUUUACAUAAGAUAUAAAAAGAUGAAAGUUUUUUUGAUUCGCCAUGGUCAAACGGAGCAAAACAAAGUCGGAAUCUUGCAAGGAUCUGCUGACACAAGUUUGAAUGAAACUGGUCAACUUCAAGCGCAAUUAUUGGGCCGCAGACUUUCGACUCUAGGAAUCGAUCAAAUUUUCUGCAGCUCAAUGAGCCGUUGCCGAGAGACUAUUGCCCCUUUACUUGAAUUACGGCCGGAAAUUCCUAUUGAAUAUUCAGAUUUAAUCAGAGAAAGAAUCUAUGGAGAAUUGGAAGGAAUGAACGUGGUUGAAGCAAAACGCCUGAUGGGUACUAAGCACCCUGAUCAUUACGGAGAAGGUUUUUCAAGUUUAAUGCAAAGACUUGUUAAAUUUUGGGACGAGCACGUUGUUCCUUUAUCUGAAAAAAAGAAAUUUGUGGUUGUCCUUUGUCAUGGAGGUGUAAUCAAUGCUCUUCGUGCUCAUUUUAUGGAAGAAAAGGGUUAUACCUAUGAUCGUACCAAAUUGGAAAAGAAAAUUCUUACUGUCAACACUAGCAUUACGGAAGUCGAAGUUACUUCUGAAGGUACAGGACAUAUUUAUACUUUUGGAGAUGCUGCUCAUCUAGAAUCAGAGGAACACGGUCGUCUCAUCGCAUAAAGUUAUCAUCUCUUAACUUUUUUUAUUAUACCUGACGAUUUAAUUCACUAAGGAUUUUAUCAAAAAUUAGAGUCGAUUCAUUUUGUCUAGAAAUUAAGCGUUCGUAAAUCGUUUAUAUAAAGCAGAAAAUCCGUGAGGUGUUUAGAGUCAGACGCGUCGUCAUAUGAUGCUAAAAAAAAGUGAUAUAAACACAUGAAAUAAGAAAUAUUCA